Durio zibethinus is the source of this 1658-nucleotide messenger RNA. The record is from RefSeq and is a predicted model, not a curated record. Lineage: Eukaryota; Viridiplantae; Streptophyta; Magnoliopsida; Malvales; Malvaceae.
UCGGUUGAAGCUGUCUUCGAAGCUAAAAUCAGAAAAACCCGACGUGCGCGGGCGAUUUUGCUUCUUCUUCUUUUUCACUCUCUCACACUCAGUUCAUUUCCGAUUCCCAAAUGAAAAAUUAAAACCCUAGAAAUUUCUCAGUAACAAUGGGGAAUUGGUUUAACAAAGAACCGCCUCCGCCGGUGGUUCUCGUUCCUCCUCUCUUCGAUUUCCCUCCUAUAGCCGCCCGUUCCAGGAUGCUGGAAUCAUCCUAUAAUAUUUUGUUUGGGAAGCUAGCUUUGAAAUGCUUAUUCGAAGAUUUUUUUGAAAAAGCUAGACAUUUUAAUACUCUUAUUAUGUUGAAACCGAUUGAUGAUCCUCAUGUUGAUUUAAUGGCAACCGCUUCAGGUCCACUUGAUCAUAAACCUAAAGAGAAAAUUGCUGGAAACGCGUUAUUUCGUUGGCAAAGCGAUGUGGAUGAUCCUCAUACAUUCAUGGACCUUUUCGUAUCAAACUCUGAUCCUGUUUUACAGAUGAGGUCAUGUGCUUACUAUCCUAGAUAUGGGUUUGGGGCAUUUGGCAUUUUGCCAUUGCUAUUAAAGAAAAGAGUAACUGCUGAAGAUUACGGUGUUAUGGGACUGAGAUAUGCCUCAGGAAAGUUAUCAGCAGGAGUCACAGUUAUGCCUUUCGCCAUUAAAGACCAAUUACCAAAGAGUGCAUGGCUAGUAAGCAAGUUGGGAAGGUUGACUGUUGGGGUUCAAUAUGAGCCACAAUAUGGAAGGAAAGAUGACAUGAAAUAUAAGGAUUUAUUGAAUUGGAGCUGUGCAGCUGGUUAUGGAGUAGGAUCAGGCAGUCCCUUGAGUCCGUCAUUUAAUUUUUGCCUUGAACUUUCCAAAAGUUCUCAGUUCAACGCGUCAUUCUAUCAACAUGUGGUGGUCCAAAGGAGGGUGAAGAAUCCAUUUGAAGAAAGUGAAGUAGUUGGAAUAACAAAUUACAUUGACUUUGGAUUUGAAUUACAGACAAGGUUGGAUGACGCCAAAACAUCAAACAACAUUCCUGAUUCCACCUUUCAAAUAGCUGCAUCCUGGCAAGCCAAUAAAAACUUCUUGCUGAAGGGAAAGGUGGGACCUCUCAGCUCAUCACUGGCUCUCGCAGUGAAGUCCUGGUGGAAACCUUCAUUUACUUUCAGCAUUUCAGCGACUAGAGAUCGCAUUUCUGGAACUACCGCUUAUGGAUUUGGCCUCCGUGUAGAAAAUAUGAGAGAAGCCAGUUAUCAAAGAGCUGAUCCAAAUUUUGUAAUGCUAACACCAAACAAGGAGCACCUAGCAGAGGGCAUUGUUUGGAAGAUUGGAGCAAGACCAAUGCUAGAGUCAGACAUAAAUGCCGGAAAUUUUGACCGGUUGCCAAAGGAAUUGAGACCCCAAGGAAGAAUGUUAUGUGGGACCUGCCACGGCCUUUGUGGUAACCCCUCCUCGGAAGUUACAGUCCGAUGAGUUGGCUACGGUACGUCUUUUUCAAGAGAAUACUCCCUCUGUUGUUUACAUCACCAAUCUCGCCGUCAGGCAGGAUGCUUUUACAUUGGAUGUGCUGGAGGUACCGCAAGGAUCCGGGUCGGGUUUCGUUUGGGAUAAAGAUGGUCACGUUGUUACCAAUUAUCAUGUGAUACGCGGUGCUUCUGA